Molecule: messenger RNA, 1365 nt
Organism: Ctenopharyngodon idella (grass carp)
Lineage: Eukaryota; Metazoa; Chordata; Actinopteri; Cypriniformes; Xenocyprididae
Gene: lyar
Product: Ly1 antibody reactive homolog (mouse)
Exons: 9
Coding region: 316-1287 (323 amino acids)
Biological process (GO): rRNA processing; negative regulation of transcription by RNA polymerase II
Cellular component (GO): nucleolus
Molecular function (GO): DNA binding
Source: RefSeq, a predicted model, not a curated record
GUGUUUCAGUCCGGAGCGAAAACAGAGCGGCACCACGCGCUCGUGUGUAACCGGUAACGCGUGAUUCAAGACACUCGCGCGCGCUUCCAUCGUGACUGAGAGCAACGAGAAGUCCGUCAAUACCGGAGACUCGAUCACCGGGAUCAGGAGAACCGCACCGGGCGCCGAAUCCACUUCUACAGUUCGUUAUUUGCGCCGAAGGAAACACGUGUGAGCCGCUGCAGUUCCUCACAGGAUCCGCUGAUCAUCAUCAGAGAAUCACAGUUCUGCUCUAUUAAGGAUCAGCUGCUCCUCUUCUUCUUCAUCAUCUUCAGGAUGGUGUUCUUCACGUGUGACGCCUGCGGAGAGUCUCUGAAGAAAGCUCAGGUGGAGAAACACCUGCUGAAGUGCCGCGGAUGUCGAGUUUUGUCCUGCAUCGACUGCGGGAAAGACUUCCGGGGCGACGAUUACAAGAACCACAACAAGUGCAUCAGUGAAGAUCAGAAAUACGGCGGCAGAGACUUCCAGGCGAAGACGAAUAAAGGCGACGUGAAGCAGCAGCAGUGGAUUCAGAGGAUCCAGGAGGCCAUGGAGCGGCCCGGCAUCCAGCCCAGACUCCAGCAGGUCCUGCGGCAGGUCAGCGCCUAUGACAACGUGCCCCGGAAGAGAGCCAAGUUUCAGAACUGGAUGAAGAACAGCCUGAAGAUCCACAGUCCGGAUUUACAGGAGCAGGUCUGGGAGAUUUUCUCAACGGCGGCUGACAGCCACAGCAACCAAACCAACCAUCAGACGGCAGACGAACACAAACCAAACACAAGCGUCCUGAACAACGGCUCUGAGACUAAUGAAGAAAAGACAGAAGAGCAGAAAAAUAAAAAGAACAAGAGAAAAACUUCAGAGGAGCAGAACGGACAAAAUACCUGCGAGAAACAGAGCAGAAAAAAGAGGAAACGAGAGGAGAGAGAACAGAACGGACAGAAUGCAGACGAAAAGAUGAAGAAAAGAAAGGAAGAGGCGUUUGAUGAGAGUCUGAAUCUGGAGGGGGAGGAGCCAGAGAACCAGCAGUCUGAAUCAAACACUACAGGGAAGUUUAACUGGAAAGGGACGAUAAAGGCCGUUCUGAGAGACGCUCCAGACGACGGACUCGCUGUCAAGAAGCUCCGCAAGAAGGUUUUAGCUGCGUAUUAUUCAUUCAGUGGAGACGGAAACUACAGAUCGGAAGAGGAGCUUCUGUCUCUGUUCAACAGGAAGAUCAACAAGAACCCAAAGUUUAGAAUCCUAAAAGACAAAGUCAGACUGGUGAAAUGACUGUGACGUUCUUCUGUGAUCUGUGGUGUCAUCAUCAUCAUCAUCUUCAUCUUUUGCUGGAAUAAACUCUAAAACAUC